Glossina fuscipes is the source of this 1879-nucleotide messenger RNA. RefSeq names its product homeobox protein Nkx-6.1 (gene HGTX). Gene Ontology annotation, molecular function: RNA polymerase II cis-regulatory region sequence-specific DNA binding; DNA-binding transcription factor activity, RNA polymerase II-specific. Gene Ontology annotation, biological process: cell differentiation; regulation of transcription by RNA polymerase II. The transcript has 4 exons. The record is from RefSeq and is a predicted model, not a curated record. Gene Ontology annotation, cellular component: nucleus. NCBI's taxonomy places the organism in Eukaryota, Metazoa, Arthropoda, Insecta, Diptera, Glossinidae. Bases 299 to 1879 code for a protein of 526 amino acids.
CUUACCUAAUACGCCUGCGGGCUCGGAAAGCCCGCUUGCUUUACAUCAUAACAACUGCAGUUCGACCAAAUCAUUUCAAUUGUCACAAAACUCUGCUUUCAAUUUGGCUUUGCGUAACACGCCGGGAAAUUUUAACGCCGCUUUUCAAGCUGCCGUAGCCGCCGGUUUCAACGGGUUUCAUCAGCCUUUAUCGUCACCUUUGCCUCUCUAUCGUUUCAACGAGCGAUACGAAGAAAGUUCGGAUUUCAGUUCAACGACGACAACCACGGUUAGUUCCAACGAGCCACGUGACAAUAACAUGGAUUUGAUUAAUCCCUAUAUGCGACAUCACAAUUUCGCAGCGGCUGCAGCUGUAAGUCAAAGUAAUUCUCCGGCGGCUAACUUACUACAACGUAGCCCUCCUCUACCUCCGCACCAUCAAAGUCACAUAAGUAAUGGCUUUGCUGAUGGCGGACAAAUGGAUUAUCAAAAUCGCGAUCAUUUAUUGGAUUAUCAUAGUGCAGCUGUAGCAGCUUAUGCUGCGAACAACAAUAAUAAUAAUAAUAAUAAUUUAUCUUCACCUUUAAUGUUAUUAAAAAACCAUAACAACGAUAGCAGUAAUAAUAAUUACAGUUCUGAAAAGCUGCAUUCGGAGUCAAAGUCACCACGCUCUACCGAAGAUUCCUCCACGCCACCACCUUUGCUAACGAACGCAGAUCCAAACAAUGCUAAUAACAUAACGCUUUCUUCUUCCCGCCUACAAUCUGAAUCGCCGGACAAUUGUCAUACAUCUCACAAUCAAAGAUCACGAUACGAGCAAAAUUCUAGUCCCGACGUUGACAGUUCAAAAUCAUUUUCAGUAAGCCAGCGUUCCAGUGAGGAGGCAGGUAAUAACAGUGAAUCAAGUCCACCACCUCCAGAUUAUAGUCCAGAAAAUCUAUCCAGUCGUAAAUAUGCAAACGCCACGCAUCCAUUGAGUUUACACCACAGUCAAAAUAAUAAUAGUAUUGGUUUAGAACAUAAGCUGCCUUUAAGCUUUCUCGGUCCCCCACUGGCUGCUUUACACUCAAUGACCGAAAUGAAGUCAGCCACCGGCGGAGGAAAUUCUUUAAAUGGUACCUUUAGUGGAGUUAAUCAAAAUUCUCAUAUUAUUAGUAACGAGAGUCGUCAGAGCAACACAGCUACUACUAAUAAUUCAACAAAUCUUAACACACAAACUCAACCAGGAGCCGCCAAUCCUCAUGGUAUCGAUACAAUAUUGUCAAAACCACCACCGGUAACUUCAGCGGCAAGCUUAAGUGCUCUAGCCGGAGGUGGUAUACCGCGAUUUUCGAUAGCAGCGGCCGCAGCCGGAAUGGCUCAGUAUCUCUCCCAAAGUCAAGCAACACCUUUGAAAACUCAUCCCGGUCAUAUGGUGGAGAGAACGCAUCUCUACUGGCCUGGUCUUCAAGGGCUAGUAGCGAAUCCAAUGGCUUGGCGCGAGCGCUUAUCCAAUACAAUGUCCGCCAAUUUAUCGCAAUCCCAUCAGCACCAUCAAGCGAACGACAAGGAUGGAAAAAAGAAGCAUACUCGCCCAACAUUUAGUGGCCAACAAAUAUUUGCCUUGGAAAAGACAUUUGAGCAAACCAAAUAUCUGGCCGGACCAGAAAGAGCUAAAUUAGCCUAUGCCUUAGGAAUGACCGAAUCACAAGUGAAGGUUUGGUUUCAAAAUCGUCGCACCAAAUGGCGCAAACGGCAUGCGGCCGAAAUGGCUACAGCAAAACGUAAGCAAGACGAUAUGGGCGGCGAUAACGAUGGUGAAUGCAGCGAACCCAUGGAUAGUGAUAAUGAAAGUUUGGAUAUGGGUGAGAAUCCUGGCCAAAGAAAACGUAUUCGCUUAGACGAUAAUUAUAGACAUUAG